Acomys russatus (golden spiny mouse) is the source of this 764-nucleotide messenger RNA. RefSeq names its product protein DGCR6. NCBI's taxonomy places the organism in Eukaryota, Metazoa, Chordata, Mammalia, Rodentia, Muridae. The record is from RefSeq and is a predicted model, not a curated record. The transcript is spliced from 5 exons. The coding region runs from base 62 to 658 and encodes 198 amino acids.
GGGGCGGGGCGCGCCGGGGCGCCCGAAGAGACAGGCUCGAGGGGCGGCCGGGGUCCCCACUAUGGACCGCUAUGCGGUGCCGGGGGACGAGGCGGCCGACAGGGCCCGGCAGCAGGAGCGGCACUACCAGCUGCUGUCAGCGCUGCAGAGCCUGGUCAAGGAGCUGCCCAGCUCCUUUCAGCAGCGCCUGUCCUACACCACGCUCAGCGACUUGGCCCUGGCGCUGCUCGACGGCACGGUGUUCGAGAUCGUGCAGGGGCUUCUGGAGAUCCAGCACCUCACCGAGAAGAGCCUGUACAACCAGCGACUGCGGCUGCAGAACGAACACCGAGUGCUCAGGCAGGCUCUGAGGCAGAAGCAUCUGGAAGCCCAGCAGUCCUGCCGGCCCCACAACUUGCCAGUGCUCCAGGCAGCUCAGCAGCGUGAGCUGGAGGCCAUGGAGCAUCGGAUCCGGGAGGAACAGCAGGCGAUGGACCGCAAGAUUGUCCUGGAGCUGGACCGCAAGGUUGCUGACCAGCAGAGCACACUGGAGAAGGCGGGAGUAGCUGGUUUUUACGUGACCACGAAUCCUCAGGAGCUGACUCUGCAGAUGAACCUAUUGGAACUCAUCAGGAAGCUACAGCAGAGGGGCAGCCAAGUGGGAAAGGCAGCCCUGUGACCGAGGGGGGCGUCCCUGUGUGCUCCGUUGCCUAGAGAGACUGUCGACACAGCCUUGUCACUGUGUGGGAGCUACUGACCGCCCAGCUGUCAACAGGUGUGAUCUU